Molecule: messenger RNA, 1473 nt
Organism: Gastrolobium bilobum
Lineage: Eukaryota; Viridiplantae; Streptophyta; Magnoliopsida; Fabales; Fabaceae
Exons: 3
Coding region: 1-1473 (490 amino acids)
Source: RefSeq, a predicted model, not a curated record
AUGGCAGAAAACAAUCAACUCGCUCCAAGGACCUUGGGAGAUUAUAUGACUCCAGCCCGAGUUCCACAGACGGCGAGCAUUGUUAGACUGACUAUAGAGGCUAACAACUUCGAGCUGAAGCUCGCGCUGCUGCAACUGAUUCAAAAAGAUCAAUUCGCCGGAGGAAGCACAGAGAACCCCUAUAGUCAUCUUCAUGACUUCCUACUUUACUGUGAUACAUUAAAAGUAAAUGGAGUUUCUCGUGACGCUAUCUUGCUCAGAUUAUUUCCAUGCUCACUGAAGGAUGAUGCAAGAGCUUGGCUGCAGUCUCAACCUGAAAGAAACAUAACCAGUUGGGAUGAUUUAGCAAGAAAAUUCUUGGCCAGAUUUUUCUCAGCUUCAAAUAUGGCAAGACUCAAAGCGGAAAUCACUUCUUUUGAACAAAAAGAAAGCGAAUCUCUGUACGAGGCUUGGGAGCGAUUUAAGGGAUUACUCAGGAAGUGUCCAGAACAUGGAAUUGAAGCAUGGGAGAAAGCAAGAAUCUUUUUCCAAGGGAUAACGCCCAACACAAGAACUCUGGUAAAUGCUGCUGCAGGAGGUUCCUUGAAAACAAAAACUCCAGAGGAAGCGCUAGAAUUGUUGGAAUCCUUAGCUUCUCAAGAAUUUGACAAUGCCCCAGUUGCACAAAGGAGAGCAAAAAUUAUGAAGCUCGACGGCUAUGAUGCAAUCUUAGCCCAAAAUGAACAAAUGCUACAAAUGCACAAGAAACAACAAGAACAAUUAGAAGCUCCUACUAAACAAUUUAAUCAUUCUCAAGUUUCUUCUGUUAGUAAUUCUCAAAUUAAAUGUGGUAUUUGUGCAGAGGCUUAUGCAACUGAAGAUUGUGACUACAUGAGAACAACUGAAAAGCUACCAGCGGAGGCCAAUGGACUCUACAAUCCUGAAAAAGCCGAAAAGAAACUAUUCAAGUGGGAGAAGAAGAAAGCUCUAGAAAGAUUGAACAAGCCAUUGGAUCUCUCCCCAUAUGCUCGAAUCCCUUAUCCUCAGAGAUUAAAUAGAGAUAUUGAGAAGCAUCAGUAUUCAAAGUUUUUAGACAUAUUCAGGAAAUUGCAGAUCAACAUUCCUUUUGUCGAAGCUUUAGAGAACAUACCCAACUAUGCAAGGUUCAUGAAGGAUCUAUUAUCAAGGAAGCGUAAGUUGCAGGAAUGUGAGACGGUGAUUCUGACGGAGGAAUGUAAUGUUAUCAUCCAAAAGAAGUUACCUACCAAAGUCAAGGAUCCAGGGAGCUUCAGCAUUCCAUGCACUAUAGGCAAGGUGGAAGUGGACAAUGUUUUAUGUGAUCUUGGAGCUAGCAUCAAUGUCAUGCCACUCUCCAUAAUGAAGAAGCUGGGGAUUACUGAAGUGAAGCCCACAAAGACGAUAGUGCAACUGGCUGACCGCUCUUCAAAGCAAGUUUAUGGCAUCAUUGAGGACAUAUUGGUAAAGGGAAUAUGA